ACAUUACAAGGGGAAGGUGCAGUGCCAUGCCAAGAAACGAGAACAUCCUGUCUACAGUCUCUUCCACUAACGUCAAGGAUCUAACCAAUUAACUUGGUGACGUUAGUCCCAAUAAGCCCCAUCCUACACAACCUGUUAUGUUGCCAUCCCGACCCAUACUGGGUAAAUGACCCACCCUGGCAGAAGUCACAAGAUAUUAAGGAGCGGACGGGUUCCAACGGGUGCCGGCUCACGUCUGGGAAGAACAUUUUUUGACUCGCAAGAAGCUGCAAAUGCUCGCGCUGUCUGUUUGAAUCUUGUGCCUCAUGCUCGCUCUGAAAGAAACCUUCAGAGUUUGACUACUUUGCAAAAUUGGUUUUAGUGAGAGCAUCUUCAAGUCAGAGUUCACUUCAAAUAAAAUCAGAGUGUCGGCAUAAUUGUUGAAAUCCGUUCUCGUGCUCGCUCUACGGAUUGGAAAAUCAUUUCUUUAAACUUGUGAACGUUCUAAAACAACCAACAGUCCAAAAAAGUGAGUUAAAACCAAAAAUAGGCGAUUGUGCAACCAUGGAUCAGGAUUUGAAGCCCUUGGUCCCCCCGUCUGGGGCUCCAGUGGUUCCAGCGCAGGAUUCGGGAUGCAGCAACAAGAUCUUGGAGAGCUUGGACCGUCUUCAGGCCACCCUGAAGGAGAUGGAGAAGGCUUGCCGAGGCAAAGACGCCGAGGUCUGGCACAAACCUCGCAAGGAUGGCAGGAAGAUCUAUGCUCGUGUCCGCUGCAAUGUGAUCUGUGUUGGAGAGAUUGACACUGUCAAGCAAGAGUUCUCGGCUGAGAUCUACCUGGCUGUGACCUGGAAAGAGCCGUCGGUCAAAGGCAUGACGAGGGAGGACGUGGACUGGGAGGCACAGUGGAGCCCAUGCGUGUAUUUCUUUAACGCUGUCAGCAUUGACAAGAUGGUCUGCAAACACAAUGUCAUCUAUCCCGAGGGCGAGCCAGAUGGGGUACCAGACGCACAGGUGUCCUAUCGAAUGAAAGCAACAUUCAAGGCCGGCAUGACACUGCACGACUUCCCGUUUGAUCAUCAGGAACUGACCAUCAAAUUAAUGUCUGACUGGCCUUUUACUGAUGUGGAGUUUGUCAAGGAUAUGAAUAUCAAAGAUUCUAUUCGAUUGGAUACAUUCACCGCCGGUGAGGAGUGGGUGCUGAGCAAGCACGUCAUCGCCCAGCCGGUCCUUGAAGAUAAGGCCAAGACUGGCUCCCAUCGACAGUAUCCUCUCUAUUAUCUCACGAUGCACGUCAGACGUAAAAGUGGAUUCUAUCUCUGGAACGUGGGACUCAUUCUGAUGCUAAUUCUGUUGCUGUGCUUCACAUGCUUCGCAGUCAGUCCUGAGGAGCCAGCGGAUCGGCUGAGCGUCACCGUCACGCUGCUGCUCACUGCUGUAGCCUUUAAGUAUGUGGUCUCCCAGAGUCUGCCAACCAUCUCCUAUCUGACGCUGCUGGACAAGUACGUGCUGUGCGGACUGAUCCUACAGUGCCUGAUUGUCAGCCAGAAUGCAAUGGCCUCGCUGUUUGACACCGAGAGUCUACCCCUCUUUGACAUUCUCUCGAUCUGCGUACUGGCCGCCCUGGUGUGCUUGGUGCAAAUUGUAUUUAUGCUGGCCAGUGUCAUUAAGUCAAUGAGAGUUUCCAAUAAGCUGCAGAAGUACACCAAGCAGUAUAAUGAACUGUGUGAUCAAAUCAACCAGAGUUGGCAGGCACGCCAGCAGCAGCUGAAGGACCGGGAGAAAGAGAAGAAUGAGCAGUACGCCGGGGAAAAAUCACUGGUGGACUCCACCACGGAGCAGACGGACAUGACCUUGUUCGUGGGUGACAUUCCGACACAGUCAAGUACUCUGUGAACAAGUGGACCCCGCGAAGACAGUUACCAGUGAAGAGUGAAGACGCUUUUUGGAAGAGCUUGGAAUUGAGAUACAACAAAAAAUGAUCUGGGGAUAAUUUCUUUUAAUUUUCAGGGUUUUAUCUCAAAGUUUUGAUCCUAGAUAUCAUCAUUGUUUCCGACCGUAAGUUCACCUCUAAAGGAGACUUUUGGAAGCCUUCUUGAGGUGCGCCACAAGAGCAAAAAUUUUAACAGGUAGUUUUUACCCUUGUGACAUGACGAACACAUGUACAUGGCAUAAUUUUGCCCGCCAAAAAAUAUGUUUUUAAAAAUUAAACACCAAUGAAGAUCUAUAUUUUAAUGAUUAAAAAAGUAAAACUAUUUUAAACCAUAUGCUAAGACUUCAUUAAGCACCCCUCAUUUUGCUAGGAUAUUUCUAGAGAAUUCCUUAAAAAAUAACACAAAACAAUUAAAACUUCCUCAAUUUUUUGUGUGUGAUUUCCACCAAUUAAAAAAAUUGAAGUCUUCAAUUUUUUUAAGUCUAGAUCUACACCUGGGCCUAAUACAGAUCACACUGUUUUGGGGUUUAAUGGUGAUCAUAAGAAUUUUCUGGGAUAUAUGCAUUUGCCUGUUGGGUCAAGGUUACUCCCCAAGUUGGGCUGACACUGUGAACUGUGUGUUGAAUGGGGAGGCCCAUGCAAUCUACAGGGAUAGGUUUGGCCAAUAUGGCAAGCCCACAAAAGAAGGGUCUGAGCAUUAUGCUUUGAAUUUAAUGGGAUCAGCUAUCCAUGACUGCAGGUGCAAUUAAUAUUGUAAAGCUUGUAAACAACCUGUUCCAGACAAAACCACACAGGCCACCGCCUGUGUGGUUUUGUCUGGAACACACAAAACUGAGGUGUAGACUUCAAAUCAAGUCGGUAAUUUUUGGAAUUUUUAUGGAAUUUUUUUUUUGGGACAGAGCUCGUUUUUUUUUGACCUCCUAACCCCCCCCCAUCCGCGCCUGUAUAUUCAGUAAACAUGCCUUCAUUUUUCCCCCCGAGAUUUCAGAAAUUAGUUUUUCAGGCACAAAAUUGUAGUUUUAAGUUUCACACCAUGUAUCUUGCUGAAGUCCAUAUAAACUAGUGUAUAUAAUGUAAAUAUACUGUUUAGGUAAGGCCCCCCCAAAAAAUAAG
Patiria miniata (bat star) is the source of this 3022-nucleotide messenger RNA. Its product is annotated as gamma-aminobutyric acid receptor subunit beta-like. Gene Ontology annotation, biological process: nervous system process; monoatomic ion transmembrane transport; regulation of membrane potential. Gene Ontology annotation, molecular function: extracellular ligand-gated monoatomic ion channel activity; neurotransmitter receptor activity; transmembrane signaling receptor activity. Bases 544 to 1872 code for a protein of 442 amino acids. The transcript has 10 exons. The record is from RefSeq and is a predicted model, not a curated record. NCBI's taxonomy places the organism in Eukaryota, Metazoa, Echinodermata, Asteroidea, Valvatida, Asterinidae. Gene Ontology annotation, cellular component: synapse; neuron projection; membrane.